Messenger RNA from Glycine soja, 1053 nucleotides. RefSeq lists its product as uncharacterized. Gene Ontology annotation, molecular function: nucleic acid binding; zinc ion binding. NCBI's taxonomy places the organism in Eukaryota, Viridiplantae, Streptophyta, Magnoliopsida, Fabales, Fabaceae. The transcript is spliced from 2 exons. Bases 1 to 1053 code for a protein of 350 amino acids. The record is from RefSeq and is a predicted model, not a curated record.
AUGGCAAGCAAUGGAUUGAGUAUGUUUCAAUUCCCUCGUCUUACCAAAGAGAAUUAUGAUAAUUGGUGUCGUCGCAUGAAAGCCUUGUUAGGUUCUCAAGAUGCAUGGGAGAUUGUAGAGAAAUGUUAUAUCCAACCUCAAAAUGAGGCUAUUUUGUCACCAAAUGAGAAGGAGACUUUGUUGAAGUCGAAGAAGAAGGAUCAACAAGCACUUACUUUCAUUCAUCAAGGUUUGGAUGAAGCUAUGUUCGAGUUGGUGUCAAAUGCAACCACAUCCAAAGAAACAUGGGAGAUUUUGAAAACCUCCCUUGAAGAUUUUGGCAACAAGGUGUUGGCUAUUGUGAACCAAAUGAAGCGUUAUGGAGAAAAUAUGGAAGAUGUUCGUGUGGUGGAAAAGAUCCUUCGCUCCUUAAUCGCUAAAUUUGAUUAUGAGGUUUGUGCUAUUGAAGAGUCUAAGGAUUUAGACUCAAUGAUUGUAGACCAAUUGAUGGGUUCUCUUCAAGCCUAUGAAGAAAGGUUCAAUAGAAGACAUGAUGAGCCAUUGGAUCAAGUCCUCAAAGCCAAAGCUUCUUUGAAAGAAAAUGGAGGAGAAAGUAGUCAAAAAGCAUGUGGACGUGGAAGAGGACGUGGUCGUGGCCAAGGAAGAGGAGGAAGAGGAGAUCGUGAUAAUUUUGACAAUAAUGAAUGGAGGAGCCAUCAAUCCACUAGAAGUUGUGGAAGAGGAAGAGAAAGAGGUAGAAACAAUUAUGAAAAAGCAUAUGAAAGGAGGUAUGAUAAAUCUAAUGUUGAAUGUUUUAAUUGUCAUAAAUAUGGCCAUUACUCUUGGGAGUGUAGAACAAAUGUUGAAGAGAAGGUCAAUCUUGUUGAUGAUAAAGAAGAUAAAGAAGUUGAAGAGCCAGCACUACUACUAUCACUUAAUAAUGGUGAGAAGGAAGACAAAUGCUUAUGGUAUCUUGACAAUGGAGCAAGCAAUCACAUGUGUGGAUGCAAAGAGAAAUUUGUGGAACUUGAUGAGAAGGUGAAAGGAAAUGUUUCUUUUGGAGAUUCUUCCUAG